CAAACUUUGGGUGUUCGUUAUAAACUGGUGCAGCAACCAAGUAUCUCUAUGCGUCUUAUUCCUCUCUAGUCAACCAAGGGCUAGCUAGUUUAUUGCGAUCUUCUGCGCGCGGUAUCUCUUCUAGCUAAUUAAGGUCGGCCCGUCUCACUCCGGUCAAGGAUCCACAUGAAGCUGCCGAAAUCGUCUCGAUCCAGCGCAGUUUUGAUUGUACUGGAACUCUUUUUUUUUUUUUGCCACCUACAGGUUGAGCAGGUUGAGAUUCCUGCAGGCCUUUCUACGGGUUUGCUGCAAGCAUUUCGCAAAGGCAAUCUAGUUGAAUUGAACCAAGUUGGCUAGAGCCAUUGAAGUACUAGUUGAUUCAGAUACGGAAAAGCUUCAAAGCACACAAUCUUUGUAAUGUGAUAGUUACGCUACUAAUAAUCAAAAUGCUUACAAGGAUAUAACUAAUUUGCACAGGAGAAAUCCCAAGCAUUUUCUUGUCGCUGUUGACUCUUGUUUCAACUGACUGACACUGAAAUGAAAAUACAUGCACCAACCACUUUCUUAGUAUAUUCUUGGUCAUCCCUGCUUCAAUUGACAGCUUGAACUAAUGUAGCCUUAUCCUUUUACCUUUGUUACAUAUUUCCAAUCAACAGUGCAGAGACUAGACCACAUAUCUGAAGAUUUUUUCCUUUUUUACAAUGAUCUGCCAUUUUGUCUUUUAUGAUUUAUUAUUCCAUUAUCUCAUAUUUUAUCAUUUUGUCCUUUAUGAUUUCUUCCACCAUCUCAUAUCUUAUCCUAACUGCUUGAACUAAUGUAGCCUUAUUAUUUUUCCUUUUUGAAGGGCGCCUUUUAAAUAUAAUUAAAAAUGGAUUCAGAAGCUACUACGAAAAAAACAUUCUGGAGUGUCUGCUGCUCGAUAAAACUCUUCGUCCGAUCGGACUGGUACCUGCCAUCCUCACUUCUAAAAGACAUCACAAAUGAUUUCUCAGAUGAUCUGGUAAUUGGUAGAGGUGGGUUUGCAGUGGUUUAUAAGGGAAUGCUUAGAAAUGGGACAAUCGCAGUAAAAAAGCUGAAUAAUUCACUCGAAAUGCAUGAAGAUAAUUUCAAACAGGAAGUAACCUAUUUGGUGGGUGUAAAUCACAAAAAUAUAGUGCGAUUUUUGGGUUAUUGUUCUGACACACAAGGAAAAAUGUCGGACUAUAAGGGGAAGCUUGUCAUGGCUGAUGAAUGACAAAGGAUGCUCUGCUUUGAAUAUCUACCAAAAGGGUGUCUUCAUAAUUAUAUCACCGGUAGUAAUGUUUCUUUCCAUAUUUCUGAUCUUUGCUGAAGAUUAAUGUACAUGUGGAACCAUAUGGCAAAAUGAAUAUGAGGUUCCUUGCAUUCAUAUUUACAAAUUUCAAAUAUUUCAGAACUACACAAUUUUAUUUUCUUGCCAUUACAUACGCAUCUUGUGGACUAGAGUGGAGGGCGCGCUAUCAAAUAAUCAAGGGAGUUUGUGAAGGCUUGCAUUAUCUUCACCAAAAUGAUAUUGUUCACUUAGAUCUGAAACCUGCCAAUAUACUUCUAGAUGAUAACAUGGUACCAAAAAUUGCUGAUUUUGGUCUCUCAAGGUGCUUUGAUGAAAACCAAACCCAUGCUACGAUUUCAAAAGCUUAUGGAACAAUUGGCUAUAUGGCACCAGAAGCGCCUAAUAGAAAAAUCAGGCGCGAGCUAGACAUUUAUAGCCUUGGUGUAGUAAUCGCAGAGAUAUUAACAGGGCAGAAGGGUUAUCCGGCAGUUGAGAAUGUUCUAGAAACCUGGAAGACCAGGAUGGGAACAUCAGCGGGCAUACUGUUGGAACAAGUGAGGGUAUGUACCGACAUUGCCAUAGAUUGCAUGAGUUGUGACCCAAGAAAGAGACCACAUGUACAGCAUAUAAUUGAUAUGCUUAGUGGGAUGGAAAGUAUGAAUGUGUGUUGUACAGGUCGAGUGUGUGUUUCAAAAAUGCAUUCAGAAAUCAUGGCUAGGGAGCUACAUCAUACUGAGCGUGAGGUACCACCAGACUCAAGAUUUAAGGUGUCUUCUUCCCCAAAUAUGUAUGUACUUUCAGAAUUCAUGUCCCAUAACAUGCAUCUGGAGUGUGUUCUCAAAAUGCCAGUUGCAGUGCCUAUAGAGUCGUGGUACUAGUUAGGCCAGUCUCAAUGCAUAACUAAUUGUGCAUGUUGAGUGUCAUGGGGAUGAAACCCGUGUCUCAGUGUCAAAGUUCAGAUGUGUUAGAUGUAAGAAUGGAACGGCCAGGGACACUUUGAGGACAUCUCCAAUAAUUAUAUGUAUUCGCUAGCUUUAAAGAUUAUGUGCCACUUCCA
Panicum virgatum (switchgrass) is the source of this 2327-nucleotide messenger RNA. RefSeq names its product cysteine-rich receptor-like protein kinase 27. Gene Ontology annotation, molecular function: ATP binding; protein kinase activity. Lineage: Eukaryota; Viridiplantae; Streptophyta; Magnoliopsida; Poales; Poaceae. Gene Ontology annotation, biological process: protein phosphorylation. Bases 1342 to 2148 code for a protein of 268 amino acids. The record is from RefSeq and is a predicted model, not a curated record. The transcript is spliced from 7 exons.